Molecule: messenger RNA, 3477 nt
Organism: Neoarthrinium moseri
Lineage: Eukaryota; Fungi; Ascomycota; Sordariomycetes; Amphisphaeriales; Apiosporaceae
Exons: 4
Coding region: 1-3477 (1158 amino acids)
Molecular function (GO): acyltransferase activity, transferring groups other than amino-acyl groups
Source: RefSeq, a predicted model, not a curated record
AUGCAGGCCAUGCAACCCCGCCGUCAGGCGUGGCUUGACAAACCUGAGCGAUGGCUCAAUCCUGAGGCCCCAAGGGACGCCGUCGAAGACACCGCCGGAGCCAGGUCUGUGAAACCCCCUUCCACAUCUCGACGAUCCCAGGUCGCCUUCGUUGCUAGCCAAGAAGUCUGGCACUCCGUAAUGCAAACGGGUAAUGGCGAGGUGAGCACAGCGGCCCCGAUGCACAAUGGCCAGCACAGCGACCAGAUUACGCCGGCCAUGCAGUGGGCCCGGCAUGACGGCGACGCCUUAAGCUCAGUUCGAGGGCAAAUCCCCACGGUAGCUGAUGAAAUUGCGAGCCGAACCCAACAUAUUGAGAGAUCUGCCAAUGGCAAUUCUGCAUCACGGGUCUUCGUCGAUGACAUACCUGACGCUCCAAAACCCCUUCAUAGCCAGCUAAAGGAGAGCAGAUGGGCUCAAGCUGUCCCUUCGAAGGAUGCGACUUUCAAAGCCCAUGGCGUGGGGAUCAAUGGGCAUCAGAAAAAGGCAGAACCACCUGCUGGUGCACUAUCCAUUUCAACUCCAACACAAAAUGAGAGACUCAAUGGCACCAAGGGAUUGACUCACCUACCUGAACAGUCUGCCCACAAGGGCCGUCAAGAGAAUGUUCAUCCAAGAUAUUGGACUAACGGAACCAAAGCCCUACCCCCACAUAUUCAGCUUCAAAAAACCACGGCAAAUGAUGAUCUGAAAGAGAAGUCGACCCAAGUCGAGGACUUGCAACGUGCCCCUAAUGAGUCGGCGAUGGAUUCCUUGCCUCCUCAUCGCAAGCAGUUACCGAGGCACGUUGUUAACAUAAUGGCCAAGAUUCAACAACGCCACAAGUCAUAUCCGAAAGAAUCCCCUUUCGCUUCAGACUCCAAUAGUCAAGGUCCUGCUCAAGCAAGAACCAAUCCACAGGGCGCGGCUUUAGAGCCCAAACCACAGCAAUCAGUGUCACGGAUCUCGGACUCAGUAGCGCCAGCUAAUUCACCGCCCUUGUAUAUCAUGCAGAGCACCGGCAACGACGUCUCCCCGGGUUCACCACCUCCCAGGUUCCCAUAUGUCGCAUCUCCUACAGAUAUAGCUGUUGACAGAGACCCUCGUGGUGAAGAAUCAGAUGGUAUUUAUGACGACCAGGACUGGGAUGCCCCACGUCCAGCUCGACCGAGAAAGAAACAAUGGGACAGCGAGAGCAGCGUUGUUGACGGCACAGUGUCAUCGAGUAAUGGGCCAGCCUUUGCUUCCAAGGGCGCAUGUUCCUUACAGUUCAUGACUUGGUGGCUCGAUGCUAUCCCUAGCCAGAGAGCUAGCUUCCUGGACCAGCCUACAAACAGUGCACUCGGCGACGUGAAUGAGCACCAGGGCGUCGAUCCCGUCACAGGCCAACUAAUGGACGAGAUUGGACAGCCAAACUGUCGAAGAGACUAUGGAAGACACAACCCGGACAGAAUUCUCAAACUCAACAGUCAAACGUCACAGUGGUCUAUUGGAAGAUACCUGUCCGGGAUCCAGGCAUCAAAUUCAAGGAAAGAAAACGAGGAGUUGGAGGCUGAGGCUGAAAGACAGGCCCGGGUGCUUGAGGAACGCAAUGCAAACAAGAAAAACCCGUACCUGUGCCGAGUACCUGCUCACCUUCGACCAGCUGCACUCGGUGACAUGGAUGAAGUUACAAGGAUCUACAACCAGGAGGUUCGGGAGGGUUGGCGCGCUGUCGACCAGGAGCCAUUGCCAGCAACAGCGUGGCAAAACAUCUUCAAGGCCUGCCGAAGAGAGAAAUUGCCUUUUAUUGUGGCACUCAGCAAGUACAGAAACCCGAACACUGCCAUCGAGGAAGCCGGUCACAAGGUCAUUGGCUUUGCAUACCUUGAUGUUGCCAGCCGUGGCGUCAGCGGCUCCGUUCAGAGCAGUGCUAGGGUCUCAGCGCGACUCUACGUUUUCGUUGAUCCGCAGCAUCGUCGCAACAGGGUUGGCACUGCUCUCCUGGAUAGGAUCUGCAUCAUGACUUCCAGAUCAUACAUCUGCAAAGAGCAAUCGUACCAGUGGGAAAACCCUUCUCUGGAUGCCGCUUACUUCGAUGAGUGGCGUAAUGCUCGCAAGUACCGCACCAUGACCCUGGAGGUUUACAUUGAGAACCUAGGAACUGGGAAGAAGACGGAGGAAGGUGAGGAGUACCAGUGGAUAUACAAUUUUCUCGAAGAGGAGUUUGCCUUUUACAAGAAGUUGCGAACCCAUCACUUUGCGGUGAAGAGUGAUCCAGAAGGUUUCGAUAUUCACCUCGAUCGUCUCAUAUUCGAGCAUCGAUGCAUCGAGUUUGGAGCACCGGUUCGUUGGAAACUCAUCUGCCGCUCGAACAUCCGGGACCUCGCAGACAAGUCCAAGGAUCAAAUCAUAUUUUGCACUGGCACCUAUAGGCCAGGCCACCGGUACUGGAUGGAUAGCCUACAGAACCAGCGCUUGGCAUCGGCCAGCGAAGCGAAGAAAGUCUUGGCCAAGUAUCUGUCAACGGGAGACGAUGGCGUCUUGAAUGAGAAUAAACACCACGUUGUCGAUCAACAAGUCGAUGUCGGCUACGAACACAUUGGCGAGGGCCUUUGUGCUGCUGUAUUCAACUUCGGCGGCAACGGAAAUGUCAUAAAACACGGCUGGGCAGGCAAGGAAUCACAGCUCCGGACGGACUUUGAAUUUCAUCAACCCAUGUAUCAAAAUGUCAACAGCAAACACAGCAUCGUUGCCGUCCCUAAGCCGCAGGAGUUUGUGGGCCAAUCCAAAGCACCCGACGCACUGGAGGCCUUGAUCGAGGAGACGGAAAGAGAGGCAACUAGGAAGGACUCUAGGAACAAUCCAUGUCUCUUGCGCCUCUAUCUCGGCGUGCGGCGUCCCAACUUCAAGUACGAGGGCGAGUUCUCAUUGCGCGAUUUCGAGCUCACGCUUGACAAGGUGGAGCAUCUUGACAUUGAUGCUAAGCCUUUGGCGCGUAAGAUGGCGCGGGCGCUCGCUGCGUGUGACAGGGAAUCUCGCUGCGAUGCCUUCGACGUCGAGUUCGUCUAUGGAGCACCCAGAGGAGACCAACAAGGGCUGGAGGAGAGAGCCGAGGUCUGGCUGUUAGACUUCAAUCAGUGCGGUAAAAUCACAUUGGACGGGGCAGGCGUCGAGGGGGCUGUCCGCAGGUUCUGGGAUGAUCCGUAUUACCCUCGCCCAGGUGCGACCGCGAGGACCGCUGAGCACGAGUUGUGGCAAAGCUUCCGGGAUGCUUACCUUGCGGAGAGUGAAGAGAUCCUGGAAGAGAUUGAUGUGCACUUGGCGAAAGCCUUCAUCAGCAAGGUCAUCGAAGAAGGUCGUACACGGCAGGCGACUCUUGGUAGUGGACCCUCAAAAGGAGGAAGAACGGAAACUUCGGCAAGCUUAUCCUUGCAAGUGAGUAGUAAGAGAAAGGGGCGCAAGUAUGCAGCCGCAUAG